AUGUACACUAUAUCUGAAGAAAAUGUUGGAAAAAUACUGACUAUAGAUGGAGUGAAGUACCCUGGAGAUGUGAAGGAAAAAGAAGCUGCUCAGCAACAGUACAAGGCUGCAGUUGCCAGGGGACAGACUGCAGGUUUGGUAAAAGCAUCCAGAAGAAAAAUUGAGAAAUUUAAAAUAUCAGUAAAUGUUGCACCAGCCCAAAAAGUUACUUUUGAAGUAACUUAUGAAGAAUUAUUAAAGCGCAAAUUGGGGAAAUAUGAGAUGAUCCUCAGAGUAAGACCUAUGCAGCUUGUCAGCCAUUUCCAGAUUGAUGCCCAUAUUUUUGAACCAAAGGGCAUUGCCUUCCUCAAUGUUCAUGGAAAUUUUUUAGCCAAUGACCUGGAACAAGCUGUGGUGAAGAAUAGAACUGUAACAAAGGCUCAUUUUUCCUUCAAACCAACCCUGGAGCAACAGCAAAAAUGUCCUGAUUGCAGUGAAACACUGAUGGGCGGAGACUUCAUCAUACAGUAUGAAGUCAAUAGAGAUCUGCCUAGUGGUGAAGUACAGAUUGUGAGUGGCUACUUUGUCCACCAUUUUGCACCUGCAAAUCUAACAAGAGCACCUAAGAAUGUCAUCUUUGUGAUAGACCACAGCUUUUCGAUGCGUGGCCUCAAAUUCAGACAGGUAAUGCAAUUCGCCCAAUCCAUCUCGUGA
Molecule: messenger RNA, 693 nt
Organism: Carcharodon carcharias (great white shark)
Lineage: Eukaryota; Metazoa; Chordata; Chondrichthyes; Lamniformes; Lamnidae
Product: inter-alpha-trypsin inhibitor heavy chain H3-like
Exons: 6
Coding region: 1-693 (230 amino acids)
Source: RefSeq, a predicted model, not a curated record